AUGAAUAUCCUACACUCGACGCUCUCGACUUGGCGGGACCGCCUGGCGCCAGUCUCGCGCACCUCGACCUUCCGCUCGACGGGGCAAAUCACCCCCGAGGAGUUCGUACUGGCCGGCGAUUAUCUAGUCUACAAGUUCCCCACCUGGUCUUGGGCCGAUGCCUCCAGCCCCGGAAAGCGGGUGUCCUACCUGCCUGAAGGCAAACAGUUCCUCGUCACCCGUGGGGUUCCCUGCCACCGGAGGCUGAACGACAACUUUGCCGGCGAUGCCGGCCACGAGGAUGAAAUCGUGCGGGACUUCCUUUCGGGUGGCGAGGGGGUGGAGGGCAGCCCCGCUGGCGAUGGGGACGAUGGUUGGUUGCGCACGGGCGGGGGUCGCGAUGUCAGCGCAGACCACAAUCAGCAAGGAGCCCGGAUCCGCGACGUGCGCACGGUCGACGAGUCUGGGAAUCUGGGGGAGCAGGAAGACGACGAGGAGAUCCCGGAUAUGGAGGAUGAUGAUGACGACGAGGAGGCUAUCAUCCGUGAGCCGGCUGGACAGUCGGAUACAGCACAACCACUCCGCACUUACACCCUCUACAUCACCUACUCGAACUUCUACCGCACCCCCCGUCUCUACCUUUCCGGUUAUCUCUCUCCCUCGGAGCCCCUCCCGCCACACCUGAUGAUGGAAGAUAUAGUCGGUGACUACAAAGACAAGACCGUGACGCUGGAAGACUUCCCCUGGUUCGACGGCGGCGUCAAGAUGGCCACCGUGCACCCAUGCCGACACGCCUCGGUCAUGAAGACACUGCUGGACCGCGCCGACGCCGCCCUCAAGCUGCGGCGCGAGAAGCUCAAGCAGUCGCAGUCGCAUGGAGAGGGCAGCCGAGUUCUGCGAGAGGGUGGGAAUAGCGGUCUGGAGGGUCUGGUGGAUGACACGCAGGGCUUGUCUCUCCAGGACCAGCAGCAAAAGCAGCAGCAGGCCGGUGGCGAUGAGUGGGAGAUGUUGCAGCACGACGAGGAAGAGCAGGUUGCCAUCCGGGUGGAUCAGUACUUGGUGGUGUUCCUCAAGUUCAUUGCCAGUGUGACGCCGGGUAUUGAGCAUGACUUUACCAUGGGUGUCUAG
Molecule: messenger RNA, 1107 nt
Organism: Penicillium alfredii
Lineage: Eukaryota; Fungi; Ascomycota; Eurotiomycetes; Eurotiales; Aspergillaceae
Product: ATG3/ATG10 family protein
Exons: 2
Coding region: 1-1107 (368 amino acids)
Biological process (GO): nucleophagy; autophagosome assembly; autophagy of mitochondrion
Cellular component (GO): cytosol; cytoplasmic ubiquitin ligase complex
Molecular function (GO): Atg8-family ligase activity
Source: RefSeq, a predicted model, not a curated record